AUGUUCGAACACACUUUCAAGUGGAAUGAAAAAUGGAGGAUCAUGAAGAAUGUGGGCGUCAUAACUAUGGCAUUCAUGCUACAUUUCACAGCCUAUGCUGGUACUUCUAAUUUACAAAGCUCUAUCAACGCAGAGGCAGGUUUGGGCACAGCGUCUCUGGCUGCAGUGUAUGCAGGUGUCGUUUUAUCGAAUAUAUUUCUACCAGCCGCUGUUAUAAAGUGGUUGGGCACAAAAUGGGCAGUAUGCCUGUCGCUAAUUACCUACAUGCCUUUCAUAGCUUGUCAAAUAUAUCCCAGUUUCUACACCCUGGUCCCUGCCGGUCUUCUAUUGGGUCUCGGCGCGGGACCGCUGUGGUGCGCCAAGUGCACCUACUUAUCAUUGUAUGCGGAAACACACAGUUCACUAUUUCAAAUACCAGCUGGAAUUCUUCUACAGCGCUUUCUUGGAUUCUUUUUCAUGAUCUUGCAAAUGAGCCAAAUAUUUGGAAAUUUGAUUUCGUCAGUUGUGCUAUCUACAGGUAACACGGCCUCAGUGACUUCAAUAAAUGCGUCAAUGAUUCCACAAAUAUGUGGUGCCAAUUUCUUACCCGACGCGGAUGCUGCUAAAGCUCUACCCACACAACCUACUGAAAAAAUAUUCAUGAUAACAAGUGUUUAUCUUGCGUGCAUGGCCGGGGCCGCGCUCAUUGUUGCCUGCUUUUUAGAUUCUCAGAAGAGCAACGAGUCUUGUCGUAAGGGCGCUAGUACUAAACUCUCUGGGUUUGCAUUACUAGCAGUAACUCUGAAGCAUUUAAAAGAACCCAAUCAGCUCUUGAUUCUUACCAUCAAUGUAUACAAUGGCCUUAAUCUAGCAUUUUUUGGAGCCGAUUUUACUGCCUCUUUUGUAUCAUGUGCAGUUGGCACAGGCUUUGUGGGUUACGUCAUGAUGUUAUUUGGACUGUCUAAUGCUGUGUGUUGUUUCAUGACGGGCUAUUUGAUCAAGUUGUUUGGACGUCUACCACUAAUGCUCAGCGCAAUGCUUGUACAUGGAGGAAUAUAUUUGACCAUGCUUUUGUGGCAACCACACGCUGGAGAUUAUUAUAAAAUGUUUAUUAUUUCUGCACUGUGGGGAUUCUGUGACUCCGUUUGGACGGUACAGAUAAAUGCUUACUACGGCGUUCUGUUUUGCGGCAAAGAAGAAGCAGCGUUCGCAAACUUUCGGCUUUGGGAAGCUUGCGGAUUCACCACCCGGGUUGCUGAUUACUCUUCAGUACUGACAUAA
Arctia plantaginis is the source of this 1260-nucleotide messenger RNA. The record is from the annotation of a GenBank genome assembly. Lineage: Eukaryota; Metazoa; Arthropoda; Insecta; Lepidoptera; Erebidae.